AUGGCGCUGACAUGGGGGCCAGCCCUCCCACUGCCAUCACAUGUCAGUCUUCUACUAUUAUUUGGUCUCCUUGUUUGGGGGCUUUGGGUGCUGUUUUCUGGGAAACAGAGCAGGGAACAGGUGGCAGCAAAGACAGACUCAGAGACUUCAAAGCAACAUAGAUUGAAAAAGAUCCAGAAAGUCACAGGUCAGAAAGAUCCUAUGCUUUAUUCUUCAUCUCUGCUCCCAGCUCAACAGUGGGAAGAAAAUCUCAGGAUGGGCUGCAUUAAAACUAACCUGACAUGCUUUUCAGGACUCCCUGAAGUAUGGACCCAGGAAUGUAUACUCUGUCUUGAACAGAUUUUCCAACAUCUGGAAAAUGCAAGAUCAGUUCUUAUGGAAUCAUGUUUGCCUGAAUCACAAUGUAUGAUUUCUUCCUCCACCUCCUCUGGUUUUGUGGCUCAGGAGCCUGUUCUACCCUUUUGUGACUGUAAGACAGCAAAAUAUUCUACUACCCACAGCACCUCCUCUGGAUCAUCAUGCAAUGACUCCAGUUUGUCUCACUUUUCUGUCUUUUCUGAAGGAACAACUGGGAAAUUCCAGUGCCAUAGUUUACCUAUUUUUUCUAAAAAGCAACCAACUGUGUUUAAGAACCAAGGCACAUCCCUGCCUCCUCCUCAUCUCUCAGAGCUUGGGAAAUCAAAACUCUUUCAGAGUUUGGCAACUCUUUCAGCCUUAAGACCUCAAACCUCUUUCACCAACUCUACUAUCUGCAAACAAUUGAAAACAAAGGAUGGGAGAAGGAGCAAGAAUCAUUUGACAUCAGAUCAUUGGCCAAAUUCUAUUUUCAAGGACAGACCACAAUUCAAAGGCCGGGAUCCAAUCCAGAUCUCUUCUUUGACUAGGUGGAAGUUAGAGAGACAUAUGGCUUGGAAGAUUUGUACUUUGCAGAAAAAAACAGUACCCCUGCCUGUGAGGGAAUCAUGGGCAAUGUUGAAUUAUUUAACUGAGGUACAAGGAAGCAUCCCUGAACCAGAAAAACCCCAAAUCCAGUUAUCUAUGCCCAUUUAUCAAAGCACUGAGCAAAAUGUCAACAAUGAAUCCCCAGACCUUCCAUCAUUUCAGCGCCAUGUGAACACUGGAGUGGAAUCUGGAUUAAAAAGAACAGAAACAAAAAUUUCAGAAUCCCUUACCCCAGGUAAACAGUCACAACAUGAGGGUGGCCCCCAAAUUCUUGGAUCCAAGUUGUUAGUUACAUCAAUGGGCACUCCACCUCCCAAAAGUUUAGGAGUUGACAUAAUUGAAAAAGAAACCACUUUACUGCAGAAGGACCCAAAAUAUACGUUAGAGCUUAGUAUAAAGCAGAGGGUAAUAGGUCUCCCAGAAAAAAACAUACAGAAGCAUGAGACCCAAGUGACUAGUGUGGAGUUGACUCCAAGGCUACCAUAUCAAGUCACAGAUAGCAUAAAGGUAACCCCAUUGGCAUUAAUUCAAGCCAUGGAUUCAAUGGGGAUGAUCCCGGAAUCACAUUCAGAAGUGAUAGAAUCUGUGAGUUUGUUUCCACGACCAAAUGACACUGUUAAACCAUUGGAAACAGUGACUGCAAGUUCAAAACCAGCAUAUCAAGUCAUUGAAUCAGUGGAGGUAACCCCAAGGCCUCAGCACCAAGUUAUAGAAUCAAAGAAGAUGACCUCAAGACCACUGAAUCAAGUCACAGAUAAUGUGAAGGUAACUCCUGUAGCAUUGCUUCAAGUCAUGGAUUUUAUGGGAAUGGUUAAAAGAUCACACCCACACAUCACAAAAUCAGUGACCCCAACAUCACGAUAUCAGGAUAAGGAGUCAGUGAAAAUGAGUACAUUGUUGGACCAUCAAGUCAUACAACCAGGAAAGAUGAGUCCAAGGCCACAGCAUACAGUCAUGGAAGCUGUGGAAAUGACUCCAGGGCCACAACAUAAACUUAUUAAACCAGCGGGCAUAACUUCAAAGCCACAAAAUCAAGUCACAGAACCAGUGAAAAUUAUUCCAGGACCAACAUGUCAAAACACAAAAUCAUUGAACAUGAUGCCCAGGCCAUUGCAUCAAGUCAUGGAUAUCAUGAAAAUAACACCAGAGGCACUAUUAGAAGCUAUGAAUUGCAUGGGAAUAGUUCCCCCUGCACAGCCAGAUGGUAUAGAAUCUGGGAAUUUGACCUCCAGUGCACAGUUGCAAGGUAUGGAAUGUGUUCAUUUGAGCCUGCCACCAGACUUGCCAGGUACAAAAACUGUGGAGUUGACCCCAAGACCACAACAGGAAGAUAUGAAAUCUGUGGAGUGCACCCUAAAGCCAUGGUUACAAGAUAUAAGAUCUGAGGAGAUAGCCCAAGUACUAUUGCUUAAAGAUGUGAAAACUCCUCAAGUGGUAGAAUGUAGGAGGUUGAUUCCUGAGACACAUGUAGAAGGUAUGAAAUAUGAGGAGCUGAUCCAAGGGGUACAUGCUCCAGCAGCACGAUCUGUAGAAUUGGUACCCAAGCCAAGUCAUCAAGCCAUUGAAUCUGAAGAAUUGACCUCAUGGCAUCAAGCUUCAGAAACUUUAGGGAUGAUUUCAGAGCCAGGAUAUCAAGAAACAGAAUCAAAGUUGACCUCUGACACUUGUCAUCACAAGAAAGAAUCUGUGGGGUUUACACAACCAUCUUUAGGAAAUACCCCAGGGCCACUGAGACAUGCUUCAAAAUCUAGACAGAUGAACUCAAUGCCAUUCCAAGGUACCCUUGAGACAAAGCUCCAAAGUAUAAAACCCAUGGAGGAGACUCCAGUGUCACAAGAUACAAUACGAGAAUCUCCGAAGGUGGUACCAGGAUCCGAGGUGCAAGGUAUGAAAUCAGAGGUGUUAAUCCCAGACUUCCAACGUAUUAAGUUUGUUCUGAAUCUAAAAGCAUACUCAGAAGUUAUGAACUAUGAGGAGUUGACCUCAGAACCACAAUUUCAAAGUGUAAAAUCUGUGCCAUUGACCUCAGAACCACAGCACCAAAGUAUAAAACUUGAGUCAGUCCCAUUUGUGAUAGGAUCUAAAGAGUUUAUUACAGGAUCAGAACCACAUGUAAUGGAAUUGAAUCCAGAACCACAGCCCAAGGAAGCAAAGUCCAGGCAGUUGGAUCUAGAGCCACAAUUACAGGAUGUGAAAUAUGUUAAUUUAAUCCAAGAGUCAACUACUACCAAAGCAGUAGAAUCUGAGAAGCUGAUAAAAGAGCCAGUGCUACAAAGUAUAUUAGAGGACUUGACUAUAGGGCCACAGUCACAAAGUGUCAGAUUUUCAAAGUUAUCUCCAGAGCCACUUCUCCAAGGAAAAAAAUCUGUAGAUUUAAUCUCAGGGCCCCCACACCAUGUUAUGAAAUCUGAUGAAUUGACCCCAGCUUCCCCUGUGCAAGAAAUCAAACCAUCAGGUUUUACACUACAGCCAAAGCAUCUAAGUGUUAUACCUGUACAGUCAACUCCUGAACCACAAUCUCAAGGUAUCAAAUUUGUGGAACUAAACUCAGGACUAUGCUCAAAAGAUGUUAAAUUUUCUGAUUUGGACCCAGAAUCAAAGCAUAAAUGUUUCAAACAUGGGCAGUUUAUACCAGAAACACAGAUUCAGGAUAUAAAGUCGGUAGGGGUUGCAGCACAGUCACCUUUGCAGUUAAGCCAAGGGCUCCCAGUUGAAAAUACAAAAUCUGUUUUGUCUGUUGAAGGAUCACAAUUUCACAGCAUGAAAUCUGUGAAAUUGACCUCAGAAAUACAAUUUCAAGGUGUGAAAUCUGAGGAACUGAAACUAGGACCAAGGCAGCAAGAUGUCAAAUUUUCUGAAUUGACUUCAGGGCCAAAGCUUCAAGGUGUCACAUUUGGGGAGCAAACCCCAGUACCACUGUUUCAUCAAGUGAAUUCUGUGGAGAUGACUCCAGAGUCAGGGCUUCAAGAUUCUAAAUUAGUGAAGAUGUCUCCAGAGCUUCAAGAUAAGAAACAGAUUGGGCUUAACCCAGGGCCAUGGCUACAUGAUGUCAAAUUUUGUGAUCUGACAUCAGGAACUCAAUCUCAAGGUGUGAAAUCUUCAGAGUUAAAAUCAGGGCCACAAAAACAAUAUGUGAAAAAUUUUGAGUUGGCUCCAGAGCCAAAGAAGCAAGGAGGAAGAUCUACGGAGUUGACCCCAGGACCUGAGCAGCAAGGGGUUAAACCUGAGAUGUCAGUACCAGAGUCACUGUUUCAAGGUGUAAAAUGUGUAGAGGUUGGUCAAAUGUUAAGCGUUAACAGUGACAUUUCACAUAAAUUAGUGUUAGAGCCACAGAUUGCAGAUGUGAAGUCUGUGGAGCCGACUCCUGAGCAACAGUUGCCAAGUGUCAACUUUUCUGAGUUGACCAGAAGACCACAGUUACAAGGUAUGAAAUCUUCUGAAUUGAUCCAAGGACCACAGUUAAAAGAUGUAAAACCUGUGGAGUGGACCCCAAUCUCAAAGUUUCAAGAUUUAAAAUCUGAGACACUAAUCCCAGAGCCACAGCUAGAAGACAUGAAAUCUGUGGAUUUAACCCCAUGGUCACAUUUGGAAGGUAUGAAAUCUAUUCCGUUAACACCAAAGCCACAGUUUGGAGAUGUGAAAUCUAUGGUAUUAACCCCUGGGCCAUGGGUGGGAGGUACACAACAAGUGGAGCGGACUCCAGGCUCAAAACUUCAAGGUUUAAAGUCUGAGUUGUUGAUUUCAGAAUCAGAGGUAGAAGAUGUGAAGUCUGUGACCUUAAGUCCAGGACAAUGCCUAAGAUGCCCAAGUCCUCAGCUGGAAGAUGAGAAAUCUGUGGAGAUAAACUUAGGGCCACAGACAGAUGUCAAGUCUGUGAAAACCAUCCCAGAUUCCAACCUUCAGGCUGUGAAAUCUGUUCAGUUGACUCUGCAUUCAAGAAUUCAAGAAUUCAAAACUGUGGAGUUGGUCCCAAGAACACAAAUGCAAAAUGUGAAAGCCAUGGAAUUAAAACUGGGGCCAAAGACGCAAGUUGAGAAUUCUGGGCCUUUUGCACCAGAGCCAUUACUCCAAGAACCUCAACUGCAAGGUAUGAAACCUGAAGAAUUUACUUUAGAGCCACAAAUGCAAGACAUGAAAUUUGUGGAGAUUACCCCAUGUUUCAAACUUAAAAGUUUAAACUCAUUAGAGGAGACUCCAGAUCCAUUGCAAUGUGUAAAAUCUGUGAAGUUGACUCCAAGGCCAAAGAAGCAGGUAGUAAAACCCACAAAUGUAACCAGAAUGCAAAAAUUUCAAGGAGUAAAAUCUGUGGAUUCAGCUCCAAGGCAACAGUUUCAAGGGAUGGCACUUUUGAAUUUAACUCCUAAGAAGUUAAAACUUGAAGCACAGCUGCAAAGCAUAAAAUCUCCCAAGUUGACCCCAGGGCCACAGUUACACCAAGUGAAACCCUUGGUGUCAACUUUAGAACCACAGCUUCAAGGGGUGAAAACGGUUGAUCUAAAACAAGAGACACCACUUGGAAGUAUGAGACGUAUUCAGUGGACACCAGAACCUGAGUUCCAAGGUGUGAAAUCUAUAGGGUUAAAUCUUGGUUCACAAUCUCAAGGUGUCAAAUCAGCAAAGUUGAAAUCAUUGAUACAGUCAAGAAAUGUGAAAUCAUCUAAAUUGAUUCGAGGACCAAAAACUCAAGGUGCAACACAUUUGGAGUUCAACUGUGGGCCACAGUUGCAGAGUGUGAAAACCCCUGAGUCACCCCCAGAACAACUGCAAAAAGGGACAUUUUUGGCCUCAACAUCAGAGCCACAGCUUCAAGGCAUAAAAAGUGUGGAGUUAAACCAACAGCCACAGCUUGGAAGUAUGAAAUCAGUUCAGUGGAUACCUGCAUUAGAGCUUCAAUGUAUGAAAUCUCUGUUAAAUCUUGGGUUACAAUCUCAAUGUGUCAAACCAGCAGAGUUGAAACCUUUGACAAAGUCAGGAGAUACAACAUCAUCUAAGUUGACUCCAAAGCCAGAACUCCAAGGUAUACAAUCUUUGGCGUCAUUCCAGGAACAUCAGCCUGAAGGUUUUGAUUUGAAACCUCAUCUGCAGUUUAGAAGUAUGAAAUCAUGUGACCUGACUUCGAGGUCAAAGCCCUGUGAUAUAAAAUCUAUGAUGUCCAAAUCUAGUCUUCACUUGCAUGAUGGGAAAUCUCCUAAAUUGACCUCAGGACUACAGCUUCAAGAAGCGAAACCCUUACAGUCAUCCCCAGGAACACAGCUUCAAGGGGUAAAGUCUCCAGUGCUUACACAAGAACCACAACUUCUAGGUGUAAAAUCUGGGGUAUUAAGUCAAUUUCAGAGUGAUAAAAUGAUACAGUCGAGCUCCCCACUACACUUGAAAAGUAUGAACUCAUCUAAGUUGGCUCUUCAGAAAAAGCUUCAAGGUGUGAAAUCUGAGGAUUUCAACUUUCAGUCACAAUGGCAAGAUCUAAAAUCUUCUAAGUUGCCUCUUGGUAUAAAGUCCCAAGAUACGAAGUUUACUGAGUUAAAUCCCAGCUCACAGUUGCAAGUUAUGAAAUCUUCUCAAAGGACUUCAAAGACAAAGCUUCAAGAUACAAAAGACAAAAAAUUCAGCAUUGUCCCCCAGUUGCAAUCUUCUGAGCCAAUACUGGGGACAAAGCUUGAAAAAGUGAAAUCAGAAGAAUUCAAGUCAGGUCCACAGUUGCAAGACAUAAAAUCUUCUAGGAUGGUCAUGGGUAUAGAGCUUCAAGAUGUAAAAUCUAUGAAUUUCGGGUCUGGAUCACACUUGCAGGGUAUGAAAUCUUUUGAAGUGAUCCCAAAGGAAAAGCUUCAAGGUGUGGAAUCUGUAGAAUUAAAACCUAGUUCAAAGUUCCAAGAUGAGAAAUCAGAUUUGACCCUGGGGAGGAAGUUUCCAGGUGCAAAAUCUGUAGAGUUGGAUUCAGGUCCAAAAUUACAAGACAUAAAAUGUUCUGACUUGAUCAUAGGUAUAAAGCUUCAAGAUUUAAAAUCUAUGGGGUUCAACUCUAGAUCACACUUUAAAGGUAUGAAAUCUUCUGAAGUGAUCCCAGAGACAAAAUUUCAAGAAGUGAAAUCGUUUUUCAACUCUGAGCCACAGACACAAAGUGAAAAAUCUCAGUCAAUUCAAGCAACAAAUCUUCAAGCUGUGAACUCCUUAAGGUCCAACCAUGGUCCAAAAUUACAAGGUGGAAAAUCUGAUUUAACCCAGAAGAGGAAGCUUCAAGAUGUGAAAUCUGUUGAGUUAAAGCCUGUUGCACAUUUACAAGUUGUGACAUCUGAGUUAACACCAGAGACAAAGCUUCAAAGUGAAGAAUCUGUGGAGUUCAUCACUGGGCCAAUGUGUCAAGAUACGAAAUCUUUUGAAUCAACUCUAGGUACAAAGGAACAAGAUGUUAAAUCUUUGGGGUUUAACUCAGCCCCACAAGAUAGGAAAUUGUCUAUGUUGACACAAGGCACACACCUACCAGGUGUGAAAUCUGUGGAAUUCAACUCUGGGACAAAUUUGCAAGGUGCAGAAUCUUCUGAAUUGGUAAAUCUUCAAAUUAUGACCUCUACAGAGAUAAAAAAUGGCCCCAGAUUUCAGGUUGCAAAACCCUCUGAUUUGGCCUUGGAAUCAAAGGCUCACAGUGUAAUAGCUUCUGAGUUCAAUUGUGGAAAGCAGUGGCAAGGGAUGAAAUCUGAUUUGACCACCAAGACAAAGCUUCCAGAUGAGCCAUUUCUGGAAUUCAAGCAUGAACCUAAAUUGCACGGUGGGAAAUCCUCUGAACUGAAUCCAGGGCCACAGCUUCAGUGUAUAACUUUUAUGGCAUUCAACACUGGGCCAGAGUGGCAAGGUCUGGAAUCCUCUGAGCUGAAUCCCCGGCCAGAGCUUCAAGGUACAAAAGCUAAUGUGUUCUGCCUUGAACCACAUUUGCAAGGUAUGAAUUCUUCCUCAUUAAUUUCAGAACCAAAACUUCAGUGUAUAAAUUCUACUGGCUGCAACCCUGGACCACAUUUGCAAGGUGUGAACUCUUCUGAAUUUUUACUUUCAGAACUUCAAAGUAUGAAAUCUUCUGAAUUGAAUCCAGGGACAGAGAUUCAAAGUGAGACAUCGAUGGUGUUCAACCCUGGACCACAUUGGCAAGGUCUGAAAUCUAAACUGAUUCUAGACUCAGAGUUUCUAGGUGCAGCACCUAUGGAAUGCAACCCUGGGCCACAGGUGCAGUGUGAAAGUUCUUGUGAGUUGAAUUCUGGGCCAAAAUUACAAUGUGUAAAUUCUACUGGUUGCAUCCCUGAGCCACUCUUGGAAGGUGUAAAACCUUUUGAGUUGACUCCAGGGACAAAAUUUCAGGGUAUAAUGACAACAGAGUUCAACUCUGGCCCAAAGCUGCAAGGUGUGAGUUCUUCUGAAUUGAAUUCAGGAACAAAAUCUGUGGAGUUAAAUACAGGAUCAAAUACUGAGUUGAAAUCUGCAGAAUUAACCUCACAGCUAACAUCUUCAUUUGAAGAUCCUACAAUGUUGACUCAUGAACAAGAGCUUCAGGCUGUGAAAUCUAUAGGGAUAAAGAUAAGGCCUCCUCAAGUUAUGGAUUCUGAGGAUUUGAAUCUAAGACAGGUAUAUCAGAAUAGGGAAUCUGAGGAGUUAACAUCAGGAGAAGAGUUGCAGACAGGGAAUUAUUUCUCUAGGUUUCUACAUAACUCUUCAAACUCAGCCAUCUCAAACACCGUUAAAACAACAUCUGAAUUAGGAGGCCUUUGGGAUUCUGAGAUGACCAAAGUAUCAAGAGCCUUGGAUAUAAAAAGCCUUUGGACAGGUAUUUUGCAGCCUGAACAGACGUUUGCUUCAAACUUUCCCUUGUCCUUUCAUAAUCAACUCUCUGACAAGACAGCUCACACUGUAGAAAACCCCCAUUCUGAGAUCCCAGGAGUGAAUGUCAUAUCUAAGGAGAGGAUUCAGAAGGGGCAGGUGGCAGAGUUAGAGAAUUCACUCCAGGGCCUCUUCCAACAUCCACCAAAAAGCUGGAGAUCACUAGCUAGGACCUUCCAGACAGGAUCAGGGGCUCAAAGAGACCUUACCUGGUCUGUCCUGGGAAGACAACAGAAUGUCUGGGAGAGUCACUCCUGGAAGCAGAAACUACCUAGAAAAUAUCUCUCCAAUAUGCUAAUGCUGGGGAAUGUCUUGGGGACCACUAUGGAAAGGAAGUUUUGUUCUCAAAUACCUUUAACAGAAAGAGUCACUACAGAUACCCAACCUAUUCAGAAUUUAUUUGGGGUUCCAGCUGAAUUGAUGGAAUUUUCCCAGAGUCUGCUAGAGAUGGGUCAAGGUACUAUUUCUCAGGCUUCAGUGGUCAAAAACUACAUUCAGAGACAUACUUCAUGUCAUGGUCAUGAGAAAAGAAUGGCCUUAAGGAUGUGGACACGUGGUUCUAUGUCCUCCAUAAUACAACAAUACUCUGGAACUAGAGUGAGAAUAAAGAAAACAAAGCUCAGUGAUAUAUCCCAGGAAGUCAUUCAGCACAUGCCUAUUUCAUAUGCAGGGGACCAGCUCCUUGACCCAGUAAAGUCAGAGUCUUCCUUCAAUAUAGUUUUCACUAUGAAAGAUCCUGUUCCAGUGAAAGAGAGUGAGAACUCACAGACUGAUUCACAGACAAGGAUUUUUGAGUCCCAAUACCCCCUUAAGCCAAGUUAUCUUUCCCAGGACAACUCUGUUUUCUCAGAACAACUCCAGUUGCUACAAGAUCUGCAGCUAAAAAUAGCAGCAAAACUGUUAAGAAGUCAAAUACCCCACAAUGUACCUCCACCACCAGCUUCAGGACUGGUCCUGAAAUACCCUAUCUGCUUACAGUGUGGCCGAUGUUCAGGUUUCAAUUGUUGUCAUAAAUUACAGGACACUUUGGGGCCUUAUCUUAUUAUUUAUCCAAAGCUCUGCUUUGUAAGCAGUCCUGAAGGUCAUGGGGAGAUUAGAUUGCGUCUUGGCUUUAGGUUGCAGUCUGGGAGAAGAUCCCAAGUCCCAAAGUAUCAUAGAAGAGACAGACCCAUUACACCAAGGAGCCUGAUAUCAUCAUUAAGGAAAGCUAAAAUCUGUACUCAAGCUUCCAAGAAUCUUACUUCCACAAUAGAUUUCCCAUUUCAGUCUUCCCAGUCUCCUGCUCCUAUGCAAGUCCACAUUAGGCAAAAGCAAUGUGGCAGCCCUGACCUUAUAGGAAAGACAGAUAGUAGAGAACCUGGACACUAUGAAUUCACUGAAGUUCACUCUUUACCAGAGAGUGACUCUAAAAGCAAUCAGGAUGAAGAAUGGGCUGAAAUGAGAAGCCAAAGCACCUGUGAUUCAAAAUAUCCAACGAAAAAAAUCUCCAAGGGAGUUAGAAUAAAAAACAAAAAGUUCUACACAAACAGUAGAACCUUAAAACACAGUCUCUCUAGGGAACUACCAGCCCAGUUAAAAAUGAAAAGGAAAGGAGCACCUCAGACAACUACUGACUCUUUUAAAAGACAGCCUAAGACAUCCUCCCAACCCAAAUUCAUUCAGCUGGUUUUUCAGGGACUAAGGAAGGCAUUCCAAACAGCACACAGAAUUAUGGCAUUUAUUGGGCAGAAGUCUGAGGACAGAGCAAGGGCAGGCCAUUUGUGGUCAAACAAAAAUGACCAAACAAAACAAAAAGCCAGAGACUACUGCUUACUAAGAGAUAUUGAAAAACAGAGGAUGCCGGUUAUGAAGCUAAAGCCAACAGACCCAACCACCGAACAGGAGAGCAUGUUGUGGGAAGGAACAGACCAACUCAGAUCAGCUCAACAACCAAAAACAGAUAGCUCUUUCCACCUCAGACUUUUCCCACUGCUCACACGCAGAGUUUCCCAAGGCAGCACCACUCCCCAAAACACCACAAUCAGACAUCGUUUGGGUACCAUUCAAAAUGGCAGUGGCUGCAGACCUAAGAAAAAUUUCUACCAAAAAGAAAUCUCUAGCCCGGAGUCCAAGAGCUUCAAAACAGGACUCAGCAGUCAGGCCCAAGGGAGAAUCCUAUAUGGUUCUGCUAUGAAGAGAACCUCACACAGUCACCUUAAAGACAAACUCACACGGAAGAAACCAGACCACCACAGCUUCCUUAGGGAAAGAACCGCUUGCACUUUCUCUGAGAGGAGACGUCACAGUCCCUCUCUGAGAAAUCAUUGCCGUUUCUCUGAGAGAAGCCAUCACAGUCCAUCUCAGAGAAACCACCACAGUCCCCCUCAGAGGAGCCGUCGGAGUCCAUCUGAAAGGAGCCAUCGCAGUCUCCCUCAGAGAAGCGAUUGCAGUUCCUCUGAGAGAAGCCAUCACAGUCCCUCUCAGAGGGGACAUCGAAGUCCCUCUCAGAGGAGCCGUCGUAGUCUCUCUCAGAGGAGCUGUCGAAGUCCUUCUCAGAGGAGACAUCGAAGCUCUUCUCAGAGGAGACAUCGCAGUCCAUCUCAGAAGAGCCAUCUCAGUCCCUCUGAGAGGAGAUGUCACAGACCCUUUGAGAGAGGCCACCGUCCCUCUAAGAGAAGAAGAGGAUACAGUCUUUCUGAGCGCAGGCAACCCAGGCUCUGUGAGAGGAGUCGUGGCAGUCCCUCUAAGAGGAGAGGGCAUAGGCAUUCUGAGAGGCGCAGACACAGUCACUCCGAGUGGAGCCCACACAGUCCAUCUGAGAGAGAACAUCACAGCUCCCCUAAGGAGAGCCCCAGACAUCGUUUGUAUAAAGAUCUCAAGGCUCACUCAAAUUAUGUCUCCUAG
Molecule: messenger RNA, 11685 nt
Organism: Phyllostomus hastatus (greater spear-nosed bat)
Lineage: Eukaryota; Metazoa; Chordata; Mammalia; Chiroptera; Phyllostomidae
Gene: SPATA31H1
Product: chromosome unknown C2orf16 homolog
Exons: 8
Coding region: 1-11685 (3894 amino acids)
Source: RefSeq, a predicted model, not a curated record